AUGGCCCCCUCAAAGCGAGCUAGCAGCUCCGCCGCAUCCUCAGGCUAUGUUGAGAACCAUUCCAAGGGACCCAUGCUGCGAUGGCAAGACUCCCUUCCUCAAUUGCCCGUCCCAACACUUGAGGAGACUGCGAAGCGUUAUCUCAAGUCGCUCCACCCCUUGCUAUCUGCCAGCGAGUACGAGGCGAGCAAGAAGGCCGUCGAGGAGUUUGUCCGCCCUGGUGGUGUUGGCUCCAAGCUUCAGGAGAAGUUGGUGGCCAAGCGCGAGGACCCCAAUACCAAGAACUGGAUUUACGAGUGGUGGAACGAUGCGGCCUAUCUCUCAUACCGCGAUCCCGUCGUCCCCUACGUCAGCUACUUCUACUCUCACAGGGACGACCGACGAAGAAGAGACCCCGCUAAGCGAGCUGCUGCCAUCACAACCUCUGCCCUCGAGUUCAAGAAGCAGGUUGACGCCGGCACCCUUGAGCCAGAGUACAUGAAGAAGUUGCCUAUCUGUAUGGAUAGCUACAAGUGGAUGUUCAACGCUUCUCGUGUUGCGGCUAAGCCAGCCGACUACCCUGUUAAGUUCUCAGCUGAGGAAAACAAGCACAUUAUUGCUAUUCGCAAGAACCAGUUCUUCAAGAUCCAACACGAGGUUAAUGGAAAGCAGCUCAACACUUCAGAGCUUGAGCAGCAAUUCAAGCGUGUCUAUGAGCUUGCCCAGCGUGUUCCUGCUGUUGGCGCUCUUACUUCAGAGAACAGAGAUGUCUGGACUGACGCUCGUGACAUUUUGCUCAAGGCCAGCCCCAAGAACAAGGACGCUCUCGAGGCUAUUGAGUCGUCCUCUUUCGUGGUUUGCCUUGACGAUGCGGCUCCAGUCACACUCGAGGAGCGUGCUCACCAAUACUGGCACGGUGAUGGUGCUAACCGCUGGUACGACAAGCCUCUGCAGUUCAUUGUCAACGACAAUGGCACUUCUGGCUUCAUGGGCGAGCACUCCAUGAUGGACGGUACUCCCACUCAUCGCCUCAACGACUACGUCAACGACCUCAUCUUUGGAAAUAAGCUUGAUUUCUCGGAUCCCAGCAUCCGAUCCAACUUGCCGGAACCACAAGUCCUCAAGUUCGAUAUCACAAAAGAAGUACAGAGCGAGAUUGAUCGUGCAACCAAGGACUUCAACGAUGUCAUCAGCAAGCACCAGCUCGCCGUUCAGGCCUAUCAGGGCUACGGAAAGGGCCUGAUCAAGAAGUUCAAGUGCUCUCCUGAUGCUUAUGUUCAGAUGGUUAUCCAACUCGCCUACUACAAGAUGUAUGGCAAGAGUCGACCUACUUAUGAGUCUGCUGCUGUCCGACGUUUCCAACUUGGACGUACCGAGACCUGCCGAACUGUCUCUGACGACUCUGUUGCCUGGGUCAAGUCCAUGUCUGAUUCCUCCAUUGACGACAAGACACGCGUGGACCUCUUCCGCAAAGCCAUCAAUGCCCAUGUGGAAUACAUCACCGCCGCCUCCGAUGGUAAGGGAGUCGAUCGACAUCUCUUCGGUCUUAAGAAGCUUCUCGAACCCGGCCAAGAGGUCCCUGCCAUCUACCAGGAUCCCGCAUACAGCUACUCCAGCUCAUGGCACUUGUCCACCUCUCAGCUUAGCUCAGAGUUCUUCAACGGUUACGGUUGGAGCCAGGUCAUUGAUGCUGGUUUUGGUAUUGCAUACAUGAUCAACGAGAACAGUCUCAACUUCAAUGUCGUUUCCAAGGGUCUGGGCAGCGACCGCAUGAGCUACUACCUCAACGAAGCAGCUAACGAUAUGCGCGAGCUGCUCACGCCUACUCUGGAGCCCCCCAAGGCUAAACUGUAA
Messenger RNA from Fusarium musae, 1833 nucleotides. RefSeq lists its product as uncharacterized. The transcript is spliced from 3 exons. Gene Ontology annotation, molecular function: carnitine O-acetyltransferase activity. The coding region runs from base 1 to 1833 and encodes 610 amino acids. Gene Ontology annotation, cellular component: peroxisome; mitochondrion. The record is from RefSeq and is a predicted model, not a curated record. Gene Ontology annotation, biological process: carnitine metabolic process. Lineage: Eukaryota; Fungi; Ascomycota; Sordariomycetes; Hypocreales; Nectriaceae.